Messenger RNA from Zootoca vivipara (common lizard), 4486 nucleotides. RefSeq names its product epoxide hydrolase 3. Gene Ontology annotation, molecular function: catalytic activity. Lineage: Eukaryota; Metazoa; Chordata; Lepidosauria; Squamata; Lacertidae. The record is from RefSeq and is a predicted model, not a curated record.
GCUUCUUCCCUUGGAUGGAGGGGCGGCGCUGCCUUUAUAAAACGAAAGCCGGAGCGAGUGGGUCGCGGGAGCAGGGGGAGAUUGAACGCGCCCGGGCGGCGUCGAGUGACUCCCCGCUCCUUGAGGUACCGGCCACCGAGAGAGUGAGUUUCGGUUGCCCGCACGCCACUAUCUACACUACACUCAGCUUGGGAGCCCCACCGAUAUAUCCGAAGGCAGCCAGGAACGCCAAGAACCCAGCCGUGUUAGCAGAGGAGCACCCCCGCUUGGGUUUGCUGGAUACCGAGAGUUUGCUCGUUUGAGUUCCUAUGGACACGCGUCGUGCCUCCUGUGGCAGGACUCCCGUUUGUAACGCGGCGGCUGGGUCCGAGUUUCUGGUCUUCUGAGAAAGGACUUGCAACCGGUAACGUCGCGGCAGAUCCCGAAGUGCAGGGUCCUCAUAACAGCCACGCCCCUUCUAAAAUUAUACAGUAACUAAAAAAAUUAUACAAGAAUCAUUAUUAGGGUGCGUUGUAACAAUGAAUGUAGAUCCCAACGUGUUGCCUUUCAGCUAGAUCUUCUGUUUUAGCCUCUCUCUUGCAGCCCUGAACAACAGGAGGGGAUGGCCUCUCUCUAUCGCCUCUUACUGGUCCCCACACGCCUGAUGCUGAAGGUCUCUAAUGCCGUGUCCUGGCUGGUUGUGUAUAAUGCCUCUUGCCUUGCUGCUGCCUUCUACUGUUGGUGGGCCCUAUUGCUGGUGGUGUCUAGGGGCCCUUUCCAGGUGCUCCGCAAAAAGAAGCGGGAGACUCCACCAAGAUGCCUCACUGAUGCCUCGCAUGGGGAGCACGGCUUUGUGACACUAAAAAAUUCAGGGCUGCGUCUCCAUUAUGUUGCUGCUGGCAAGGAAGGAGCUCAGCUUAUGCUUUUCUUGCAUGGAUUUCCCCAGAAUUGGUUUGCAUGGCGCCAUCAAUUGCAGGAAUUUAAGUGGGCCUAUAAGGUGGUGGCCCUCGAUUUGCGGGGCUAUGGCUUUUCCGACGCACCAGCUGGUUGUGAGCACUAUCAGAGGGAUUCUCUACUGGCAGAUGUACGUGGUGUCAUUGAAGCUCUGAGCCCCAAUAAGAAGAAUGAGAUUCCUAAGUGCAUUCUGGUGGGGCAUAACUGGGGAGGAAUCAUAGCUUUUGACUUUGCUGCCAGUUACCCCGAUAUGCUGGAAAAGCUGAUUGUCAUGGAUGCUGUUCAACCACAUGUUUUAUUAGAAUAUUUUCCACGACAUCCCACCCAGCUGCUGCGAUCCAACCACAUGUUUCUGUUCCAGCUCCCAAAGCUACCAGAGUUCCUGUGGUCCUUAAAUGACUUCUAUCUAAUAAAAUUCAUUAUGAUUGGCAAGAAGACAGGAGCCCAAAACCCAGCACGCCAUUUGACAGAUGAGGAACUAGAGGCUUACCUGUACAGCCUGUCAAAGUGUGGAGGUUUAACACCAGUCCUGAAUUACUACAGGAACCUGUCCACUUGGGUUCCUGCAAAGUGCAAGGAUAUUCUGGUGCCCACCUUGCUGAUCUGGGGAGAAAAGGAUGGAUUCCUGGAACAAGGGCUUAUCCCAUGUAUUGAGCAGAAUAUGCGGAAGAGCAUCAAGGUGCAGCUCAUCCCUGAAGCCAGCCACUGGGUUAGUGAAGAGCAACCUGAAAAAGUCAAUCAACUGAUGUGGGCUUUCCUCCAUAAGAGAGACUGAGAUGGAAAGAGGGAGUAACUGCAUCUGCACUACAAGCAUCCCUCCCACCCAGGGAAUGACAACAACAGGCAUUUGACCUGAUGCUGGAGAGCUGAUCCAACCCUGUGUCCUGUGGAAUGUUUCUACACCAUAUUGGAACAUGAAUUCCAUGCAGCCUUUAACUGGUUUUGCUGCAAGUCUGUGUUCUUUUGCACUACAAUAAAAAGGAUUUGAUUCAGGGUUUUUUAUAUGGGCUUCCUGAUGGUGAAACUGCACAGCUGUUGCAUUCAGCAGAAAAUCUUCUACUGUAUCUCACUCCCUCUGUAGCAUGGAGGCAUUAAUACUCAAGGAAGAGCACAGCUUUUCCUUCUAUAUUGCUUUUUGUUGAGUGUGCCUUAGCACAGCAGAAUCCAGAACUAAGCUGUGUUCCCUGUUGAGCUGUGUCACACCCAUUUUCACUGCCAUCUUACUACCUUGACAAAUGGUACUACACAGGAAAGCAACCUUUGGCAUGGAUCUCAUUGAAAUGUUUUCAGCCUUCUUACUUCACUGUCUACCUGGAAUGAGUUGGACACAUUAGGAGGAAGCUGCUUCUUAACAUGUGAUAUUGCCUGGGAGUGUGACUCUCCCUGAGAAAGCAUGUCAGUUGGUUCAUGAAGCAACCUCCAUGGCAAAGAGGGGUUUUGAUACUGUUCCGUUAUUGCUCAUCCCAUUGUUUUGGAUCUGAUGAUGCUCCAAACGCCUGCAGUCUGUGAAAGUAGGUAGAAAGUACAGUUGCCCUUUGGGCAUAUUACCUAAUAUUGCAAGUUAAAGAUGGAAGAAGGUUCUAGUGUGGAUUGUGCUGCUGUUGUGCAGUUGCUGUGCAGAAGCGGGAAAUGAAUUGGGGAUGGAGUGGCAGGAGCUAAUAUUACUCAGGGUCAAACUAUCUGUGAUGUUAGCUGUGUGUUUAAACAAGUGUUGAUUUAUCUUUGCUCUAUCCGAUCACCUUUAUCUUUGAGGGGAAAGCAGCCAUGGGGCUCAAUCUGGAACAUCCUUCUGCAUCACAGCCUGCCCCUGGUUUUCUGCUGAGCAUUACUGUUUGUCCUUGAAAGGAUCAUGUAGAUUUGGUCCUUGGCGAACUUCUAAUAGUCCAGAAGGACCAGAAUCUGGGUUUUCCUUGGGCCAGUAAUUCAGCUAGUCUGGGGUUCAGCUGGAGCCACCAUAGUGCACCACCUCAGAGCUUUGGCUAGCCUAGCUCUUACUGCUUUGUGCUUUUUCACAAACCAUUGUGUAAAGGCUGCCAUAAUUGCUUGGACCAUUAUUAGGUGAGGGCAUAUAUUGAGCUGAUUUGCUUCUUUCAGGCUAACAUUCUCUUCUUUCCAUCCACCCAAUUUUCUUUUUAAGUUCAGGGUUAGUUUAGUACCAUAUCAGAAUAUGGAAUACUUGCGUCCCUAAAACAGAGGUAAGAUCAUAUUAGUAUAAGUCCGGGAGCCUGGAAAUGGUGUGCUGAUAUUUCAGGAUUCCGGGCAGCAAACUACAGCUGGUUAGUCUUAGAUGUGACAACAGCUGUCUUCAUUGUGAAAUGUCACAUCAGCUGUCAUUUUUCUGUUCCAGUCAAGCAUGUUUCUUCCUCUGUUUCCUGGUGAGGAAACCAUGCGAUGCCUCACAGACAUUUAAACGGGGGUUGGAGAACCUGUGUUUUUCUAGAUUUUAUUUGAUUACAACUCUUCUAAUCCCUGACCAUUGGCCACGCUGGCUUGGGCUGAAACUGGAGUGUCACAGCAUCCUCAUCUCUGAACUAAAAAAAAUAAAUCACCUUGCUUAUAUGUCCCUUUAUAUGUACUGAUGAAGCAGAAAGUAUCUCUUAGACCAUAACCUUUGGCUCUCCAGCAAGCAACCUUUGGCUCUCCAUGGCUCUCCAUGCCUAGGGAUGAUGGGAGUUGUAGUUCAGCAACAUCUGGAGAGCCAAGGGUUCCCCAUCGAUAUUUUAGACUUAAUUUCUGUCAUAUUAUCUUCCCUGUACAUAUGCUGCUUAUAGAAAAUGAUGCUUUUAAGCUUAAAAUGCUAUGCUCUGUCAUUCCACUUUUCAGCCAGACUGAUCAUGGCUUUAAUUUGCUGUGCUUUUGAAAUGCCACUAGGGGAUGUUGUUGCAACAGAUUUCCUGCUCAAGCCAAUUUACAUUGGGGACUAGCAGAAAGAGAGUUUAGGAGCUCAAAAGAGCCCUGCAAAAAUGCAGGGAGAAAAACAACUGAAGGGUGCGAAGAAUCAAGUUUAGUUGAACUUCUGUUUCAAAAAUCACGGGUGGUGUUCAACCUCAUUUUUACAUGAGCGCACGUGCAAGGAGAUUUAUCUUCCCCCUCCUGCUCCUGCAUGAGCCCACCACCAUCUCCAAAUCUUUUCUGGAGAGUUGGCAGAACUUUCAUAACAGAUUUAGGAGGCGCCCAGUAGGAGGAGAAGGGGAGAUCAAUCCAUUGUACAAAGAGAAAUCCUUGCACUAUUAGAGCAGUCUGCUUAGCACUAUAUGAAGUACAACCCAAUAUUUAUUUUUUAAAAAUAUAUAGGUACAGGAAAAAUAAAUAAUAAUAAUAAUGGCUACCUACUUCUUCCAGCAAAUAACCUAUUUGAGCAUAUGGUUUUCCUCAAGAACACUUGUUGACAGUGUUUUGUUGUUGUAAAUAACGAAUUGGCUGUACGUACUCAAAUCAUAAAAUGCCUAUCCCACCCCUCCCCGCUUUCUGUGGCAUUCUUCCGCUUUUCUGUUGAAAUCAUGAUGAACUUUUCAUUUUUAAAAUUGAUAAUAAAAUUUAAAAAAAUGUUUGA